UUUUUUUUCACUUGAUUCACUCCUUUUUUCUUUUUCUUUUUUCUUUCUUUUCUUUUUUUAAAAUUGAUUACUACUUUUACACUUUGUUUUUCUUUUAAAAAAAUAAAUAUCUACAUAUAUCUUUGAAAAGGAUUUUGUUUUUAUUCUGAAAUAUCAAAUACAUAUCUCAAAGAUAAACAUGCCUUCUCAACGACAUUCCAUGAGUGGGUCUUCUUCGUCUACUGCUAAUGUCGUAGGAGUUCAUUUCAAGAUUGGUCGAAAGAUUGGUGAAGGUAGUUUUGGUGUUAUUUAUCAAGGUAUCAAUCUUUUAAACAAUCAACCAGUAGCAGUGAAAUUUGAACCACGAAAAUCGGACGCACCACAAUUACGAGAUGAAUAUCGAGCUUACAAGAUUUUAGCUGGUAGUGUUGGGAUACCAUACGCUCACUAUUUUGGUCAAGAAGGAUUACAUAAUGUAUUAGUGAUUGAUUUAUUAGGUGCAAGUUUGGAAGAUCUAUUUGAUGCUUGUUCAAGACAAUUUUCGGUGCGUACAGUGGCCAUGCUUGCAAAAGAAAUGGUGACAAGAAUUCAAUGUGUUCAUGAACAUAAUUUGGUUUAUAGAGAUAUUAAACCAGAUAAUUUUUUGAUGGGACGAGCUGGUAACAACAAUAAUAAUGUGGUAUAUAUGAUCGAUUUUGGCAUGGCAAAACAUUAUCGGGAUCCAAAAACAAAACAACAUAUUCCAUACCGGGAAAGGAAAAGCUUAUCAGGUACUGCUCGUUAUAUGAGUAUCAAUACUCAUCUUGGUCGUGAACAAUCUAGACGUGAUGAUUUAGAAUCUUUGGGUCAUGUUUUUAUGUAUUUCCUUCGUGGUUCUCUUCCAUGGCAAGGUCUCAAGGCUGCAACAAAUAAACAGAAAUAUGAAAAGAUUGGUGAAAAGAAACAAAGUACAAGUAUCAAGGAUCUAUGUGCUGGAUUCCCUGGUGAAUUUGCCAUCUAUCUACAAUAUGUCCGAAAAUUGGGAUUUGAAGAAAAUCCUGAUUAUGAUUUCUUACGUGAACUUUUCAACAAGGUCCUCAAAGAUGAAGGUGUUGGUAAUGGUGAUUAUACUGGAUUAUACGAUUGGGAAUUACUUGCUUCAAAUAAAACAAAAGUAAAUAGAUAGAUAGAUAGAUAAAAAAAAAAGAAUUCAUUUUCCUUUUUUUUCUCUCCUUUCUUUUAUUAGAGACUAUCUUUACAACAACCAACAUCUUCUUCAGCUCAACCACUUCAUUCAAAUACAAACAAUGAUCAACCGAUCAUAGUUAAAACGGAUCCAACACCCAAACAACAGCAACAGCAACAACAAC
Messenger RNA from Halteromyces radiatus, 1328 nucleotides. Its product is annotated as binary complex of casein kinase-1 with Cki7. Gene Ontology annotation, molecular function: ATP binding; protein serine/threonine kinase activity. The record is from RefSeq and is a predicted model, not a curated record. Gene Ontology annotation, biological process: signal transduction; peptidyl-serine phosphorylation; endocytosis. NCBI's taxonomy places the organism in Eukaryota, Fungi, Mucoromycota, Mucoromycetes, Mucorales, Cunninghamellaceae. Gene Ontology annotation, cellular component: cytoplasm; nucleus. The transcript has 4 exons. The annotation marks the transcript as partial.